Boeremia exigua is the source of this 1217-nucleotide messenger RNA. RefSeq lists its product as uncharacterized. Gene Ontology annotation, molecular function: protein binding. The transcript has 2 exons. Bases 183 to 1091 code for a protein of 302 amino acids. The record is from RefSeq and is a predicted model, not a curated record. Lineage: Eukaryota; Fungi; Ascomycota; Dothideomycetes; Pleosporales; Didymellaceae.
UAUCUGCUGCGUUCCAAUUUGCAUUCACCUUCCUUUUUCAUGUUACACUUUAAGGUUGCAGUGACCGAUAUCGCUCCUACCUGCUUUGCUUGCACGCCGUAGGCAGUCCGCUGACCUUCGCCUACCUCUUCACAUCUGACACUUACCUCGCAACAAACACACAAAACGCUUCAGACCCCGCCAUGAGCGAGGCAAUGGACCGGACGCGCAAGGCCAUUCGUGACCAGCUGCUGAGAGACUACCCUUUCAGCAGGCCCGCAACUGCCCAGUCAAUCAGGUUGCCAGCGACUAAUCAAGAGGAGCCACCGCUUCACAGCACUCUUGCUCGCCUGACUGUACCAGACAAGGUCACGAUUGAGGUUGGACCAGAGCGAGUGCAAUACCACCUCUCAGAGGCCUUCCUGAGUCACCACUCCGAGUACUUUAAGCGUGCUUUUGCUGGAAUAUGGCGCGAGGCUGCAGAGCGUACGGUUGUGCUCGGAAGCGAUGUCGAGGCUAGCAUCUUCAACCUCUUCGUGGAAUGGUUGUACACGCAAACACUACCUGCCAUGUCACCAGACUGGCGUCGCAUUGCCGAUCCUGUGCACCCUUACAGCAUCUCCGCCAAGAUGCUUCGCCUAAAGCUCUACGUGUUCGCCGACCGCUUCGUCGUACCUCGACUGCGAGAGCAGCUUAACCGCGCCAUUGUGAACGACUACGACUCUGACUGCCCCGCGCUCGAAGAGUACGAGACGAUCACCUACGCUUUCUACAACCUGCCUUCGACUGAUCCGAUCCUGGACCUCAUCGUAGACCGCUACUUCAUGGUCUGGAGGCUCGAUCUUGAUGAAGGUGAGGAGGACGAGGCGUACGAACUCCUGCCCCACGAGUUUCUGCUGCGGUUCUACAAGAGAGUCGGCAAAUGGCGCAAGGACGACCUUCAGAAUCGUCACCAGCUUUUCAACAUGGACUUCUGUAGCUACCACGAGCACAAGUGCGAGGAAGACAAGUUGCAGUGCCCGUACAAGACUGAAAGGAUGAAGGCUGGCCAGGUAUGGCUCAUCAGGGAGUCGCGUGGCGAGCAAGACGGUUACGAGGCUACUGCUCCGUGAAGCAAGUGCAUGGUGUGGGAAGGACGUGCGGCGAGCAAGUCGAUUACAGGAUCACUGCUCGUGAAGCGGAUGCAUGGCGUGAGAACCGGUUCGGACGGAUAAUCGACGCAGAUUUCGCUUGUACAC